UCCCUCUCCCCACUUCACCCCACCCCUUCCCCUCGUCAUUUUCCACUUUUACCCUCCUCCCCAUGUACAGCGCCUACUCCGCUGCGGCCCUCUCCCUAAGGGCAAAACCGUCAUUUCACUGCUCCUCCCUCCCCCUCUCCUCCUCCGACGACGAUCACCAUUACUACCACUACGACGAGCUCGACCUCGCCCUCGCUCGAAACCCUAAUCUCCUCCUCCUCCUCAACUCCCACCUCCUUCGUCCCCGCCCCACGCGAAUCCACUGGACCCUUUCUCGAACCUUCCUCCCCUCCCCGUCGCCCGCGUGGAGGUGGCAGCGCCGACGCUGCUGCGUCGCCCGGAACCCUAGCGCCGAGAUCCGGCCCCAUAUCUGCUGCUGCUGCGAGGGUUUCAGUCUCGGACGUCCAAGGUUAGAGCUUGAUGAGAAAACUAGGGUUUUGAGAGGGAGGGAGGAGACGUGUUCGUCGGAGAGCGAUGAGGGGCUGUGGCGGAGGAGGGGUGGAUUUAGGGUUUUGGAUCGGAAAGGAAGAGAUGGGUAUGAUUGCUGUGAAGAGGGUGACAGGGUUCGGCAACGAGAGAGGAGGGAUCGGAAUUCGAAUGAUGGAGAGAGGGUCUCGAGAAGGAAGGGGACGAAGGUGGGGUGUUCGAAGAAAUGCCGAAGAGAAGAUACUGAAGAUGAUGAUGAGUACGAAGAGCGCGAUCUAGUUGGGAAGAGGUGUUCGGAGAAGGGAUUGAAGAACUCGAAAAGGAAUUCGAGUUCUAGAGGAGAAGGUUCGGCCUCGAGAGCGACUCGCUAUGGUGACGUUGAUGGACGGCAUAUCAAGCGAGGUCAAUGGAGAUUGGAGGAUAGUGAUGAGAGGUUUUGUUUGUCGGUGGAUUCGGAUCGAGAGGAAAGAGAAGCUUACGCCGACGAAGAGGAAAGAUUCAUUAGAAGUGAUUCGAGGGAAGGGUUGUCUCGGAAAGUUAAGAGGGCAUCCGAGGUGGGUGGUGAUUAUAGAACUAGGGUUUCUUCUUCCAAUUUUAGGGGUGAGGAUGAUGCGACGAGGAGAAUGGAUAGGAUAGACGAGAGAGUACAGAGAGUACAAAGGCGCGACGAAGUAGAGAGAAGCUCGCAAAAUCUUAAGGAGAUACGAGAGGUUUACGACGGCGACGUCGAGGCGGUGAAGAGGGAUAAGAGAAGCCAAAUAAAUCAGAAGGCGAUUGAUGAGACAGAGAACGAAGUCGUUGCAACGAGAGUGGAUCACAAAGUGAGUUUCGCUUCGUCUUCUAAGAAGAAUAGCGAAUUGAAGGAGAGCUCGCAAACUCUUAGAGACAUAGCAACGCUGAGAAAUAGUAAUCUCGAGAGGGAAUCACAUUCUAAAAGGCAUUUCGAGGUUUCAUCUAUCUCGGCUCGAAGAGACACGCAAGACCAAACAAAUCGAAAGGUAGUUAGCGUCGAGGACUUGGGGAGGCAGAAUCCAGCUCGUACAAAUGUUUCUCGGGUUAACAGAAGCGAUGCGGAGGUCGCGAGCAACUCACAACGCAUUCUUCGGAGUCAAGCGGAUAAUUGCGAGCACUCGACUAAAGUUGCGAAUAUUGUUCACGAGGAGAUAGAAAAAGCAGAACAAAACAAUCAACAAGUUUUCGAUCUUGCGAGGACUGGUACAGAUGUAAAGGCUCAAAAGGCGCAUAAUGCGAGGAUAGAGAACGAACAUGGCAAGCGUUGGAAUAGUUUCAGAGGAGAAUCGAGUAGUAAUAUCGAAAGGGAUUACAGUUCGAGACUAGAAAACCGAAAAGACAACAAAAUUAUGAUGAUUCAGGGAGAGAAAGAGACCCAAAGAAGCGAAGCGAAAGGGGUUAGUCACCGGAAAUUAAAUUCCCAAAUGGCUUCUACUGGUAGCUUCGUAAGUGCUUCUAGCUCACAAGCUCAUGAAUUUGAUAGCCGAAUUAAUAGAGAUGAGAUUCAUUUACUCAAAAAUGAUGCUUUAGAGAAGUCCUCUGCGUUACAUCAAAAUCAAACAACUAUUGGUAUGCGAACAAAUGUAAUCGAUCCGAUGACAAAAUACAAAGAAGAGAAACAUGUCGAAGAAAGUGGUAGGAGAUCUUCAUCUACGUCUAGGUUCAAAGGGCCGUCGGAUGAGAUGUGGGAAAUGAGGAGCGCCACCUCGGCGGAAAUGUUCAAUACAGCUCACGAAUCCGAAGAGAAUUCCUCAUCUGCUGGGACCGAAACUGCACGAAGAAACCCUAAAUCGCUGUGGACUUUUGUUGCAGAUAUAAUUAAGUUGGGUUGGACUAGAUCCGAUGGUUCGAGUAAGAAAUCCGGUAAGAGAAGCUCGUCCAGCGAAUCUUUAAACAGCGCGAAUUCUUGGUUGUCGGGCGAAGAGCAAGACGAAGAGGAUGAAGAGAUGGAUAAGAACAGAUAUAACGAUAAAGGCAAAGAGCCAUUACUAAUAGAAAAACCUAGUGUAAAAACCGCCGACCGAUCAAUAGCAGAGACCAAGCCAAAAGAGGAGCUUGUUAUAACGGAACCGCCCGAGAUUGCUGCAAUUUCAGGGAAAGAAGCGGAGUUGAAGAGGAGGAAGCUGCAAAGGACCGAUCAGGUAGUUAAAGAGCGUUUUGACCAGUGGGAAGAAGCGUAUAGGAUCGAAAGGGAGCAGAGAAAAACGGAUGAGUUUUUCAUGAGGGAAGCUCUAGCGGAAGCUCAGAAGGCCGCGGAUAUGUGGGAGGUUCCGGUUGGGGCAGUUUUGGUGCGAAAUGGAGAGAUCUUUGCUCGCGGUUGCAAUCUAGUUGAAGAGCUCAGAGAUUCAACUGCACAUGCUGAGAUGGUUUGCAUACGCGAAGCUUCUAAUUUUCUACAGAGUUGGCGCCUUUCGGAGACGACACUUUACGUUACACUCGAACCUUGCGCAAUGUGCGCCGGAGCAAUCCUUCAAGCUCGGAUCGACACCGUGGUUUGGGGAGCUCCAAACAAACUAGUUGGAGCUGAUGGGAGCUGGGUUAGGCUUUUCCCCGGGGACGGAGAAAAUAACGACUUCGACCGAUUGUCGAACAAUACGGCGGGUCCCGUCCAUCCAUUCCACCCGAAGAUAACAACACGGCGCGGAGUGCUCGCGACCGAAUGCUCGGAAGUGAUGCAGCAAUUCUUUCAACUGAGAAGGAAAAAGGACAAGAAGAGCGAAAAGAAGCUGGAGCAGGAGCCGGCCCCGCCGCCACCGCAUCAAUCAUAUCUACCAACUCACCCAGUCAAGUUCUUCACCAAAGUGCAUGGCAUCUUCUCUAUGAUGUUUUGCUUGUAGCCAUUUCUGAGGUUUCCUUUCUUCUCUUUUCGCCCAUGAGUGUGGAAUUGUAAUAAACUAGCAUGGUCUUUUCAUCCUUGAUGAUUCUAGCUUCUAUGUUAUUGUAUCAAAAUGGAACUAACUCUUAGUUCUACUAACCCUAGCAAUGCGAAACUGCGUUUCGCAUGACUUCUGAUGCAACUUCUCUACAGUAACUGUCGAGUGUCUUACAAAGUAGAAAUAUGAAGCUCAUGCUAGGGUGGAAAGCUAAAAUAAACUUUUGAGCUCCAAAAGCAGUAGUAUUUAUUUAUUUAUUUUCUCAA
Ananas comosus (pineapple) is the source of this 3577-nucleotide messenger RNA. RefSeq names its product tRNA(adenine(34)) deaminase, chloroplastic-like. Gene Ontology annotation, cellular component: chloroplast. Lineage: Eukaryota; Viridiplantae; Streptophyta; Magnoliopsida; Poales; Bromeliaceae. Gene Ontology annotation, biological process: tRNA wobble adenosine to inosine editing. Gene Ontology annotation, molecular function: tRNA-specific adenosine deaminase activity. The transcript has 4 exons. Bases 63 to 3275 code for a protein of 1070 amino acids. The record is from RefSeq and is a predicted model, not a curated record.